AUGCUGUGCUUAUUCGCGGGAGAUUGGUAUGCCCAGCUGCGAGAACGAGAGGCUGGCUCGGGUGGUGGAGUGUCGAAGGUCCAGUCAAAUGAAGAGGAUGCCAGUGAGGCCAUUAACCCACAGGUUGUGAGAGUGUACUCAGAUAUUGGUAAAUGGCUGAGUACGUAUAAGUCUGGUAAGAUACCCAAGGCUUUCAAGAUCAUCCCGAGCCUCAUCAACUGGGAGGAGGUAUUGUUCAUAACGAAUCCUGUCGAAUGGACUCCUGCUGCUACUCGAGAGGCCACUAAGAUAUUCGUCUCUAGUCUCAGCCCAAAGCAAGCUCAGAGAUACCUUAAUUUGGUACUCCUACCGGCUGUUCGAGAGGACAUAGCGGUAAAUAAGAAACUCAAUUUCCACUACUAUGAGGCCCUCAAGGCGGCCACGUUCAAGCCGGCGGCGUGGUUCAAGGGCAUCUUCCUGCCGCUCAUACUCUGCCCUACUUGCACCAUCAGGGAAGCAGUCAUAGUUUGCAGUGUGUUGGCAAAAUGCUCCUUGCCGGUUCUCCACUCUGCGGCAGCCUUGGUCAGACUGUGUCAACUCACUAGCCUCUCCUGGCCUGGUCCCACUGCGAGUAUUGCUAUAAGGACCAUCAUUAACAAGAAGUGGGUGCUUGGAGAUUCUCGUACAACUAUUGCUUGCUUUAUUAGGUACUCCCUGCCCAAGAGGGCUGUCAGUGCCGUUGUUGAUCAUUAUAAGGGAUUCAUACCAGAUCAAAGGGAAAUGCCUGUUCUAUGGCAUCAGUCGCUUCUAGCUUUUGUGCAGAGGUACAAGCACGAGCUGUCACAGUCGGAGAUUCGAACGCUGAAGGCUGUCAUGAAGGCGCAUCCGCACAAGGAGGUAUCAUCUAUGAUUAUUCUCAUCGUAGAAUUGAGAUUGGCUGAUUUCUCUUCGCAGAUAACGAUUGAGAUUCGGCGCGAGCUCGCAGCCGCUGAGGAUGGGAAGAUGCUCUACGGAUCAGCCCCAGCUGGAGGUGCAUCAAAUGACCCUUUCCCAUCGCUGAGGCAGUUCACUGCUUCCGCUGCAAUGGAUCUCAGCUGA
This is a messenger RNA of Perkinsus marinus ATCC 50983, 1077 nucleotides long. RefSeq names its product bystin, putative. Bases 1 to 1077 code for a protein of 358 amino acids. Gene Ontology annotation, cellular component: cytoplasm; nucleolus; preribosome, small subunit precursor. The transcript has 9 exons. The record is from RefSeq and is a predicted model, not a curated record. Gene Ontology annotation, molecular function: snoRNA binding. Lineage: Eukaryota; Perkinsozoa; Perkinsida; Perkinsidae. Gene Ontology annotation, biological process: rRNA processing.